AUGACCAGCUUGAAGAGAUCUCACGAGGGGGAUCCCCUAGCCUCCAACAUCUCAACCAAAGUCUAUGUCCGCUCAACACGCAGCGGCAAGGUCCAAAAAAUCGUGAAGGAAGUCUAUCUCAGAACCGACAUUCCGUGCUCCUCUAUGCUAUGUCGAGUUUGCCCAGAGAGAGCUCCCAGAAAUGCGUGUCAACAGGCUCAGCCAUUUGUCCUGUCGGAGAAGCCUGCGGGCACCAAGGCCUUCCCCCAAGGGCAUUACCUAGUGCCGGACACAAACGCGCUUCUCAAUGCCAUGGAUCUCUUUGAGCAAAGUUCAGCGUUCUACGAUGUUAUCAUCUUGCAAACGGUCUUGGAGGAGCUGAGAAACGGGUCCUUGCCCUUGUAUAAUCGUUUGAUUGGGCUUACCAAAAGCGACGACAAGCGAUUUUAUGUGUUUUUCAACGAUUUCCGGCUGGAGACGUACGUCAAACGGGAGCUGAACGAGAGCAUCAACGACAGGAAUGACCGUGCGGUCCGUCUGGCCGUCAAAUGGUAUGGCGAGCACUUGUCCCAGGCCAAGGCCGGCAGGGCUCCUGCUGUCGUCAUGCUGAGCGACGACCAAGAGAGCCUCAAGAAGGCACGCAGUGAAGGUCUCAACGCAUCUUCAUUACGGGAUUACGUGGGCAGUCUUGAAGAUGGAGACAGGCUUCUCGACAUGGUGGCUGAAUAUCAGAGCCAAGGCGGCUUCAAGAAGCAGUCCCAAAUGCUCUACCCCGAGUAUCUCAGCCUAUCAAAGAUGACAACGGGUGUCAAAGCCGGCUUGAUGCAUCAGGGCAUUUUCAACGUCUCGCCGUACAACUACCUCGAGGGCUCCAUCAAAGUUCCGUUCUUCUCUAAGCCCCUUCUUAUUCUAGGACGUGAGAGUAUCAACCGUGCCGUUGACGGAGAUGUCGUCGUCGUAGAGCUGCUUCCCCAGGACAAGUGGAAGGCACCGUCUACCAAGAUCAUCGAGGAGGACAACAUCACCAAGAAUGAGAAUGCUGAUACCGAAGAUCGAAAUGACUUUGUGUCGGACAAGGAACGAAGAGCACUGCAGGAGGAAGCAAGUCGAAUACACAAGUCCUCGUCGGAAAGCCAACUGCAGCCUACAGCCAAGGUGGUUGGUGUCAUCAGGCGAAACUGGCGUCAAUAUGUCGGACACAUCGACCCGUCUUCGGCCAGUAAGUCCGCGUCGUCUCAGGGCCGCAAACAGGACAGUGUCUUCCUCAUCCCCAUGGAUAAGAAGAUCCCCAAGAUUCGCCUGCGAACUCGACAGGUAUCUGAACUUCUGGGCAAGCGACUCCUGGUGACCAUCGACGCAUGGGAGCGAGACUCCAGGCAUCCGGUUGGUCAUUUUGUGCGCUCGCUUGGUGAAAUCGAAACCAAGGCCGCCGAAACAGAGGCUCUUCUUCUCGAAUGGGAUGUUCAAUACCGCCCCUUCCCCAAGACCGUCCUGGAUUGCCUCCCCAGAGAAGGCCAUGACUGGAAAGUACCGGCGUCCAUGGAUGACCCCGGCUGGAAAGAUAGACAGGACCUCCGAGGACUUCUCAUCUGCAGUAUCGACCCUGUAGGCUGCCAGGAUAUCGACGACGCCCUGCACGCCCGCAAGCUGCCCAACGGGAACUUUGAAGUUGGCGUCCACAUCGCCGACGUGUCACACUUUGUCAAGCCCGCCAACGCCAUGGACACAGAAGCCAGCAUCCGCGGCACAACCGUCUACCUCGUCGACAAGCGCAUCGACAUGCUUCCGCCCCUGCUCGGCACGGAUCUCUGCUCGCUGAAGCCCUACGUCGAGCGGUACGCCUUUUCCGUCCUCUGGGAGCUCGACGAAAACGCCGACAUGGUCAACGUCCGCUUCACCAAGUCCGUCAUCAAGUCCCGCGAAGCAUUCAGCUACGAACAAGCCCAGCGCCGCAUCGACGACGCCUCCCAGCAAGACGACCUCACAAACGGGAUGCGCACGCUCCUCGCGCUCUCCAAGAAGCUCAAGGCGAAGCGGAUCGAGGCCGGCGCCCUGAGUCUCUCCUCGCCCGAGGUCAAGGUCCAGACGGAGUCGGAAACCUCUGACCCCGUCGACGUCCAGGCCAAGGAGCUCCUCGACACCAACUCCCUCGUCGAGGAGUUCAUGCUCUUCGCCAACAUCAGCGUCGCCGCCAAAAUAUACGACGCGUUCCCGCAGACCGCCAUCCUUCGCCGCCACGCGGCGCCCCCCAAGACCAACUUCGACGAGCUCGCCAACCAGCUGCGUGUCAAGCGAGGCCUCGAGCUCCGCACAGACACGUCCAGAGCCCUCGCCGACUCGCUCGACGCCUGUGUCGACAAGUCGGACCCCUUCUUCAACACCCUGGUCCGCAUCAUGGCCACCCGCUGCCUCAUGUCGGCCGAGUACUUCUGCUCCGGGACCCAGGCGUACCCCGAGUUCCGGCACUACGGGCUCGCGUCGCACAUCUACACGCACUUCACGUCCCCGAUCCGCCGCUACGCAGACCUCCUCGCCCACAGACAGCUCGCCGCCGCCAUCGGCUACGAAGCCGUGCACCCGUCCGUCCGCAGCAGGGGCCGCCUCGAGGCCGUCUGCAAGAACAUCAAUGUCCGUCACAGAAACGCCCAGAUGGCCGGCCGCGCAAGCACGGCAUACUACGUCGCGCAGGCGCUCAAGGGCAACGUCGCCGAGGAGGACGCCUUUGUCAUGAAGAUCUUCAGCAACGGCUUCGUGGUGCUCGUCCCAAGGUUCGGAAUCGAGGGCCUGAUCCGACUGCGCGAUCUGGCGGAUCCCGAGCCCGAGAGCGAGUUUGAUGCCGAGACGUACACGCUCGUCACGAGGGGCACCAGGGACUUGAAGGUCGAGCUGUUCCAGAAGGUCAAGGUAAAGGUCACGGAUGAGAAGGAUGAGAGGACGGGCAAGAGGGGCGUCAAGAUGGAAUUGGUCAAUGCGUAG
Messenger RNA from Metarhizium album ARSEF 1941, 2955 nucleotides. RefSeq names its product mitotic control protein dis3. The record is from RefSeq and is a predicted model, not a curated record. Bases 1 to 2955 code for a protein of 984 amino acids. Gene Ontology annotation, biological process: rRNA catabolic process. Gene Ontology annotation, cellular component: cytoplasmic exosome (RNase complex); nuclear exosome (RNase complex). NCBI's taxonomy places the organism in Eukaryota, Fungi, Ascomycota, Sordariomycetes, Hypocreales, Clavicipitaceae. The transcript has 2 exons. Gene Ontology annotation, molecular function: 3'-5'-RNA exonuclease activity; RNA binding; endonuclease activity.